GAGCGGAGUGUCGGCGGCAGCCGGUUUGGGAGGCGACUCGCGCUUCUUCGGGCGGCGGCGCUUGGCCAUGUCGUGUCGGGGAAGGUAAUGAGCCGCAGAGCCCCGGGGUCUCGGCUGAGCAGCGGCGGCGGCGGCGGCACCAAGUACCCGCGGAGCUGGAAUGACUGGCAACCCAGAUUGACUUGAUGCAAAACAUCACAAAGGCUCCAUAUUAUACAGUAUGCGAUUUUUGAGAACUGAUAGUGCAUCAGCCGAACCAGAUAAUUUAAAAUACUCUUCAUCUAGAGAUAGGGGUGGUUCUUCUUAUGGACUGCAACCUUCAAAUUCAGCUGUGGUGUCUCGGCAAAGGCAUGAUGAUACCAGAGUCCAUGCUGACAUACAGAAUGACGAAAAGGGUGGCUACAGUGUCAAUGGAGGAUCUGGGGAAAAUACUUAUGGUCGGAAGUCGUUGGGGCAAGAGCUGAGGGUUAACAAUGUGACCAGCCCUGAGUUCACCAGUGUUCAGCAUGGCAGUCGUGCAUUAGCCACCAAAGACAUGAGGAAAUCACAGGAGCGAUCGAUGUCUUAUUCAGAUGAGUCUCGACUGUCAAAUCUUCUUCGGAGGAUCACCCGGGAAGACGACAGAGACCGAAGACUGGCUACUGUAAAGCAGUUGAAAGAAUUUAUUCAGCAACCAGAAAAUAAGCUGGUACUAGUUAAACAGUUGGAUAAUAUCUUGGCUGCUGUACAUGAUGUGCUUAAUGAAAGUAGCAAAUUGCUUCAGGAGUUGAGACAAGAGGGAGCUUGCUGUCUUGGCCUUCUUUGUGCUUCUCUGAGCUAUGAGGCUGAGAAGAUCUUCAAAUGGAUUUUUAGCAAAUUUAGUUCAUCUGCAAAAGAUGAAGUUAAACUCCUCUACUUAUGUGCCACCUACAAAGCACUAGAGACUGUAGGAGAAAAGAAAGCCUUUUCAUCUGUUAUGCAGCUUGUAAUGACCAGCCUACAGUCUAUUCUUGAGAAUGUGGAUACGCCGGAAUUACUUUGCAAAUGUGUUAAGUGCAUUCUUCUAGUGGCUCGAUGUUACCCUCAUAUUUUCAGCACUAAUUUUAGGGAUACGGUUGAUAUAUUAGUGGGAUGGCACAUAGAUCAUACUCAGAAACCUUCACUCACACAGCAGGUGUCUGGGUGGUUGCAGAGCUUGGAGCCAUUUUGGGUGGCUGACCUUGCAUUUUCUACCACUCUUCUUGGUCAGUUCCUAGAAGACAUGGAGGCAUAUGCUGAGGACCUCAGCCAUGUGGCCUCUGGGGAAUCAGUGGAUGAAGAUGUUCCACCUCCAUCUGUGUCAUUACCAAAGCUGGCAGCACUUCUCCGAGUAUUCAGUACUGUGGUGAGGAGUAUUGGGGAACGCUUCAGCCCAAUCCGGGGCCCUCCAAUUACUGAGGCAUAUGUAACUGAUGUUCUAUACAGAGUAAUGAGAUGUGUGACGGCUGCAAACCAAGUAUUUUUUUCUGAGGCUGUGUUGACAGCUGCUAAUGAGUGUGUUGGUGUUUUGCUCGGCAGCUUGGAUCCUAGCAUGACUAUACAUUGUGACAUGGUCAUUACAUAUGGAUUAGACCAACUGGAGAAUUGCCAGACUUGUGGUACCGAUUAUAUCAUCUCAGUCUUGAAUUUACUCACAUUGAUUGUUGAACAGAUAAAUACAAAACUGCCAUCAUCAUUUGUAGAAAAACUAUUUAUCCCAUCUUCUAAACUACUAUUUUUACGUUAUCAUAAAGAAAAAGAGGUGGUUGCUGUAGCUCAUGCUGUUUAUCAAGCAGUGCUCAGCCUGAAGAAUAUUCCUGUUUUGGAGACUGCCUAUAAACUAAUUUUGGGAGAAAUGACUUGUGCCCUAAAUAAUCUGCUACAUAGUCUACAACUUUCUGAUGCCUGUUCUGAGAUAAAACAUGAGGCUUUUAAGAAUCAUGUAUUCAAUGUAGAUAAUGCAAAAUUUGUAGUUAUAUUUGACCUCAGUGCUCUGACUACAAUUGGAAAUGCCAAAAACUCAUUAAUUGGGAUGUGGGCAUUAUCUCCAACUGUCUUUGCCCUUCUGAGUAAGAAUCUGAUGAUUGUGCAUGGUGACCUGGCUGUUCACUUCCCUGCCAUUCAGUAUGCAGUGCUCUACACGUUGUAUUCCCAUUGUACCAGGCAUGAUCACUUCAUCUCUAGUAGUCUUAGUUCUUCGUCCCCUUCUUUAUUUGAUGGAGCUGUGAUUAGUACUGUGACUACAGCUACAAAGAAACAUUUCUCAAUUAUAUUAAAUCUUCUGGGAAUAUUGCUGAAGAAAGAUAACCUUAACCAGGAUACCAGGAAACUGUUAAUGACCUGGGCUUUGGAAGUGGCUGUUUUAAUGAAGAAGUCUGAAACAUAUGCACCUUUAUUCUCUCUUCCAUCUUUUCAUAAAUUUGCCAAAGGCCUGUUAGCCAACACUCUUGUUGAAGAUGUGAAUAUCUGCCUGCAAGCAUGCAGCAGCCUACAUGCUCUGUCUUCUUCCUUGCCAGAUGAUCUUUUACAGAGGUGUGUUGAUGUUUGUCGUGUUCAGCUAGUUCAUAGUGGAACUCGCAUUCGACAAGCCUUUGGAAAACUGUUGAAGUCAAUUCCAUUGGAUAUUGUCCUAAGCAAUAACAAUCACACAGAAAUUCAAGAAAUCUCUUUAGCAUUACGAAGUCACAUGAGUAAAGCACCAAGUAAUACAUUUCACCCACAAGAUUUCUCUGAUGUUAUUAGUUUUAUUUUGUAUGGAAAUUCUCAUAGAACAGGGAAGGACAAUUGGUUAGAAAGAUUGUUCUAUAGCUGCCAGAGACUGGAUAAGCGUGACCAAUCAACCAUUCCCCGCAAUCUUCUAAAGACAGAUGCUGUCCUUUGGCAGUGGGCUAUUUGGGAAGCAGCACAGUUCACUGUCCUUUCUAAAUUGAGAACCCCAUUAGGCAGAGCUCAAGAUACAUUCCAGACGAUUGAAGGUAUCAUUAGAAGUCUUGCUGCUCACACAUUAAACCCUGAUCAAGAUGUUAGUCAAUGGACAACCGCAGAAAAUGAUGAAGGCCAUAGUAGCAACCAACUUAGACUUGUUCUUCUUCUACAGUAUUUGGAAAAUCUGGAGAAAUUAAUGUAUAAUGCAUAUGAAGGAUGUGCUAACGCAUUAACGUCACCACCCAAGGUCAUAAGGACUUUUUUUUAUACCAAUCGCCAAACUUGUCAAGACUGGUUAACUCGGAUCCGCCUCUCUAUCAUGAGGGUUGGAUUGUUGGCAGGCCAGCCUGCUGUGACAGUAAGACAUGGAUUUGACUUGCUUACAGAAAUGAAGACAAAUAAUGUAUCUCAGGGGAAUGAAUUGGAAGUAACUAUUAUGAUGGUGGUUGAAGCACUUUGUGAACUUCAUUGUCCUGAAGCUAUACAGGGUAUUGCUGUCUGGUCAUCUUCUGUUGUUGGGAAAAGUCUUCUCUGGAUUAACUCUGUGGCCCAGCAGGCUGAAGGAAGAUUUGAAAAAGCCUCUGUGGAAUACCAGGAGCAUCUGUGUGCCAUGACAGGUGUUGAUUGCUGCAUCUCCAGCUUUGAUAAAUCUGUUCUCACAUUAGCCAAUGCUGGGCGUAAUAGUGCCAGUCCCAAACAUUCUGUGAAUGGUGAAUCCAGAAAAACUGUGCUGUCCAAGCCAACAGACUCUUCCCCUGAAGUUAUAAAUUAUUUGGGAAAUAAAGCAUGUGAGUGUUACAUUUCAGUUGCUGAUUGGGCUGCUGUACAGGAGUGGCAGAAUGCUAUUCAUGACUUGAAGAAGACCACCAGUAGUACUUCACUCAACCUGAAAGCUGACUUCAACUAUAUAAAGUCUUUAAGCAGUUUUGAGUCUGGAGAAUUUGUUGAAUGCACUGAACAAUUAGAAUUGCUACCAGGAGAAAAUAUCAAUCUACUUGCUGGAGGAUCAAAAGAUAAAAUAGAUAUGAAAAAACUGCUUCCUAACAUGUUAAGUCCAGAUCCAAGGGAGCUUCAGAAAUCCAUUGAAGUGCAGUUGUUGAGAAGUUCUGUGUGUUUGGCAACUGCUUUAAACCAUGUAGAACAGGAUCAGAAGUGGCAAUCUAUAACUGAAAAUGUGGUAAAGUACUUGAAGCAAACCUCCCGCAUAGCUGUUGGACCCCUGAAGCUUUCUACAUUAACUGUCUCCCAGUCCUUGCCAGUUCUGAGUACCUUACAGCUAUAUUGUUCAUCUGCUUUGGAGAACACAGUUUCUAAUAGGCUUUCAACAGAGGACUGUCUUAUUCCUCUCUUCAGUGAAGCUUUGCGUUCGUGCAAACAGCAUGAUGUGAGGCCUUGGAUGCAGGCCUUAAGGUAUACCAUGUACCAGAAUCAGUUAUUGGAGAAAAUUAAAGAGCAAACAGUCCCAAUUAGAAGUCAUCUCAUGGAGUUAGGUUUAACAGCAGCAAAAUUUGCUAGAAAACGGGGGAAUGUAUCACUUGCAACAAGACUAUUAGCACAGUGCAGUGAUGUUCAGCUGGGAAGAACCACCACUGCCCAGGACUUAGUCCAACAUUUUAAAAAACUGUCAACUCAAGGUCAAGUGGAUGAAAAAUGGGGACCAGAACUUGAUAUUGAAAAAACCAAAUUGCUGUAUACAGCAGGUCAGUCAACGCAUGCAAUGGAAAUGUUGAGUUCUUGUGCCAUAUCUUUCUGUAAGUCUGUGAAAGCAGAGUAUGCAGUUGCUAAGUCAAUUCUUACGCUGGCUAAAUGGAUCCAGGCAGAAUGGAAAGAAAUUUCAGGACAGCUAAAACAAGUUUAUAGAGCUCAGCAACAACAGAACUUCUCAGGCCUUUCUACUUUGUCUAAAAACAUACUCACUUUGGUAGAACUACCAUCUGUUAAUACAACGGAAGAGGAGUAUCCUCGGAUUGAAAGUGAGUCUACAGUACACAUUGGAGUUGGAGAACCGGAUUUCAUUUUGGGGCAGUUAUACCACCUAUCUUCAAUACAAGCACCUGAAGUUGCCAAAUCUUGGGCAGCACUGGCUAGUUGGGCUUAUAGGUGGGGCAGAAAGGUGGUGGACAAUGCCAGUCAGGGAGAAGGUGUUCGUCUAUUGCCACAAGAAAAAUCUGAAGUUCAAAGUCUGCUUCCAGACACUAUAACUGAAGAAGAGAAAGAAAGAAUAUAUGGAAUCCUUGGACAGGCUGUUUGUCGGCCAGCAGGAAUUCAGGAUGAAGAUAUAACACUUCAGAUAACAGAGAAUGAAGAUAAUGAGGAGGAUGACAUGGUUGAUGUUAUCUGGCGUCAGUUAAUAUCAAGCUGUCCAUGGCUUUCAGAACUUGACGAAAGUGCAACUGAAGGAGUUAUUAAAGUGUGGAGGAAGGUUGUAGAUAGAAUCUUCAGCCUGUACAAGCUGUCAUGCAGUGCAUAUUUUACUUUCCUCAAACUUAAUGCUGGUCAAGUUCCUUUAGAUGAGGAUGACCCUAGGCUACAUUUAAGUCACAGAACCGAGCAGAGCACUGAUGAUGUGAUUGUAAUGGCCACAUUGAGGCUGCUCAGGUUGUUGGUGAAGCAUGCUGGUGAGCUCAGGCAGUAUCUAGAGCAUGGAUUGGAGACAACACCUACUGCUCCCUGGAGAGGAAUUAUUCCGCAGCUUUUCUCACGCUUAAACCACCCCGAAGUAUAUGUACGCCAAAGUAUUUGUAACCUUCUCUGUCGUGUGGCUCAAGAUUCUCCGCAUCUCAUAUUGUAUCCGGCAAUAGUGGGAACCAUAUCACUUAGUAGUGAAUCUCAAGCUUCAGGGAAUAAGUUUUCCUCUGCAAUUCCAACUUUACUUGGGAACAUUCAAGGAGAAGAAUUGAUGGUUUCUGAAUGUGAAGGAGGAAGUCCUCCUGCAUCCCAGGAUAGCAAUAAGGAUGAACCAAAAAGUGGAUUAAAUGAAGACCAAGCCAUGAUGCAGGAUUGCUACAGCAAAAUUGUAGAUAAGCUGUCCUCUGCAAAUCCAACUAUGGUGCUACAGGUUCAGAUGCUUGUGGCUGAGCUACGCAGAGUUACUGUUCUCUGGGAUGAACUCUGGCUGGGAGUUUUGUUGCAGCAACAUAUGUAUGUCUUGAGACGAAUUCAGCAGCUUGAAGAUGAAGUGAAAAGAGUCCAAAACAACAAUACCUUACGCAAAGAAGAGAAAAUUGCCAUCAUGCGGGAGAAGCACACAGCUUUAAUGAAGCCAAUUGUGUUUGCUCUGGAGCAUGUGAGGAGUAUCACAGCAGCCCCUGCAGAGACACCUCAUGAAAAGUGGUUUCAGGAUAACUAUGGUGAUGCUAUUGAAAAUGCCCUUGAAAAACUGAAGACUCCAUCUAACCCUGCAAAGCCCGGAAGCAGCUGGAUCCCAUUUAAAGAGAUAAUGCUGAGUUUGCAACAGAGAGCACAGAAACGCACGAGUUACAUAUUGCGUCUUGAAGAAAUCAGUCCAUGGUUGGCUGCCAUGACAAACACUGAAAUUGCUCUUCCUGGAGAAGUCUCAGCCAGAGAUACUGUUACAAUCCACAGUGUGGGCGGAACUAUUACAAUCUUACCAACUAAAACCAAGCCCAAGAAACUUCUCUUUCUAGGAUCAGAUGGGAAGAGCUACCCUUAUCUUUUCAAAGGACUAGAAGAUUUACAUCUGGAUGAGAGAAUAAUGCAGUUCUUAUCUAUUGUGAAUACUAUGUUUGCUACAAUUAAUCGCCAGGAAACACCCCGCUUCCAUGCAAGACACUAUUCUGUUACACCACUGGGAACGAGGUCAGGAUUGAUCCAGUGGGUAGAUGGAGCCACACCCUUAUUUGGUCUUUACAAACGGUGGCAACAGCGGGAGGCUGCGUUACAAGCACAAAAGGCCCAGGAUUCCUACCAAACUCCUCAGAAUCCUGGAAUUGUACCCCGCCCAAGUGAACUUUAUUAUAGUAAAAUUGGUCCUGCUCUGAAAACAGUUGGACUCAGCCUAGAUGUGUCUCGUCGGGAUUGGCCUCUCCAUGUGAUGAAGGCAGUGUUGGAGGAAUUAAUGGAGGCUACACCUCCAAAUCUCCUGGCUAAAGAGCUUUGGUCAUCUUGUACAACACCAGACGAAUGGUGGAGAGUCACACAGUCUUAUGCAAGAUCUACAGCAGUCAUGUCUAUGGUCGGAUACAUAAUUGGCCUUGGAGAUAGACAUCUGGACAAUGUUCUCAUAGAUAUGACAACUGGAGAAGUGGUUCACAUAGAUUAUAAUGUUUGCUUUGAAAAAGGUAAAAGCCUUAGAGUUCCUGAGAAAGUACCAUUUCGAAUGACACAAAACAUUGAAACAGCCCUGGGUGUAACUGGAGUAGAAGGUGUUUUUAGGCUUUCCUGUGAACAGGUUCUACACAUCAUGCGGCGAGGUAGAGAGACUCUGUUGACAUUAUUGGAGGCCUUCGUGUAUGACCCUUUGGUGGACUGGACAGCAGGGGGCGAGGUGGGAUUUGCUGGCGCUGUCUAUGGUGGAGGUGGCCAGCAGGCUGAGAGCAAGCAAAGCAAGCGAGAGAUGGAGCGGGAGAUCACCCGCAGCCUCUUUUCUUCCAGAAUAGCUGAAAUUAAGGUGAACUGGUUUAAGAACAGGGAUGAGAUGCUGGUUGUGCUACCCAAACUGGAUAGCAGCUUAGAUGAAUAUCUAAGCUUGCAGGAGCAACUAACAGAUGUCGAAAAACUGCAGGGAAAACUGUUGGAGGAAAUAGAAUUUCUAGAAGGAGCUGAAGGAGUGGAUCAUCCCUCUCACACUCUGCAGCACAGGUACUCUGAACAUACUCAACUACAGACUCAGCAAAGAGCUGUUCAAGAAGCAAUCCAGGUGAAGCUAAAUGAAUUUGAACAGUGGAUAACACAUUAUCAGGCUGCAUUCAGUAAUUUAGAAGCAACACAGCUUGCAAGCUUGCUUCAGGAGAUAAGCACCCAAAUGGACCUUGGUCCUCCAAGCUAUGUGCCAGCAACAGCCUUUCUUCAGAAUGCUGGGCAAGCCCACUUGAUCAGCCAGUGUGAACAGCUUGAGGGGGAGGUUGGUGCCCUUCUGCAACAGAGGCGCUCAGUGCUCCGGGGCUGUCUGGAACAACUGCACCACUAUGCAACCGUUGCACUGCAGUAUCCAAAAGCCAUAUUUCAGAAACAUCGAAUUGAACAGUGGAAGACCUGGAUGGAGGAGCUCAUCUGUAAUACCACAGUAGAGCGCUGUCAGGAACUUUACAGGAAAUACGAAAUGCAGUAUGCGCCCCAGCCACCACCAACAGUAUGUCAGUUCAUUACUGCCACUGAAAUGACCCUGCAGCGAUAUGCAGCGGACAUAAACAACAGACUUAUUAGACAGGUGGAACGUUUGAAACAAGAAGCUGUCACUGUACCAGUUUGUGAAGAUCAGUUAAAAGAAAUUGAACGUUGCAUUAAAGUAUUCCUUCAUGAAAAUGGAGAAGAAGGAUCUUUGAGUCUAGCAAGUGUCAUUAUUUCUGCCCUCUGUACCCUUACAAGGCGUAACCUGAUGAUGGAAGGAGCAGCUUCGAGUGCUGGAGAACAGCUAGUUGAUCUGACUUCUCGAGAUGGAGCCUGGUUUUUGGAGGAGCUCUGCAGUAUGAGUGGAAAUGUCACGUGCUUGGUUCAGUUACUGAAGCAGUGCCACCUGGUUCCACAGGACUUAGAUAUCCCAAACCCUGUAGAGGCAUCUGAAGCAGUUCACUUAGCCAAUGGAGUGUAUACCUCACUGCAGGAAUUGAAUUCAAAUUUCCGGCAAAUCAUAUUUCCAGAAGCACUUAGAUGUUUAAUGAAAGGGGAAUAUACCUUAGAAAGUAUGCUUCAUGAAUUGGACACUCUCAUUGAGCAGACAACUGAUGGUGUUCCUCUACAAACUCUAGUUGAAUCCCUUCAAGCGUAUUUAAGAAAUGCAGCUAUGGGACUUGAAGAAGAAACACACGCUCAUUAUAUUGAUGUUGCCAGAAUACUGCAUGCUCAAUAUGGCGAAUUAAUCCAGCCAAGAAAUGGUUCAGUUGAUGAAACACCAAAAAUGUCAGCUGGCCAGAUGCUUUUGGUAGCAUUUGAUGGCAUGUUUGCACAAGUUGAAACUGCUUUUGGCUUAUUAGUCGAAAAGUUAAACAAGAUGGAAAUUCCUGUAGCUUGGCGAAAGAUUGACAUCAUACGGGAAGCUAGGAGUACUCAAGUUAAUUUUUUUGAUGAUGACAACCACCGGCAGGUGCUAGAGGAAAUUUUUUUUCUAAAAAGACUACAGACUAUUAAGGAGUUCUUCAGGCUCUGUGGUACCUUUUCUAAAACAUUGUCAGGAUCAAGUUCACUUGAAGAUCAGAAUACAGUGAAUGGACCUGUACAGAUUGUCAAUGUCAAAACUCUUUUUAGAAACUCUUGUUUCAGUGAAGACCAGAUGGCCAAACCUAUCAAGGCCUUCACAGCUGACUUUGUGAGGCAGCUCUUAAUAGGACUCCCCAACCAAGCUCUUGGACUCACCUUGUGCAGCUUUAUUAGUGCCUUGGGUGUUGACAUCAUUGCUCAAGUAGAGGCAAAGGACUUUGGUGCAGAAAGCAAAGUUUCUGUCGAUGAUCUGUGUAAGAAAGCAGUGGAGCACAAUAUCCAGAUUGGGAAGUUCUCUCAGUUGGUCAUGAACAGGGCAACUGUGUUAGCGAGUUCUUACGACACUGCCUGGAAGAAGCAUGACCUAGUGCGUAGGCUGGAAACCAGCAUUUCUUCCUGUAAGACAAGUCUGCAGCGAGUGCAGUUGCAUAUUGCCAUGUUUCAGUGGCAACAUGAAGACCUACUUAUCAGCAGACCACAAGCCAUGUCAGUCACACCUCCCCCUAGGUCUGCUAUCCUAGCCAGCAUGAAAAAGAAACUACAUACUCUGAGUCAGAUUGAAACUUCAAUUGCGUCUGUUCAGGAGAAGCUAGCAGCACUUGAAUCAAGUAUUGAGCAGCGACUCAAGUGGGCUGGUGGUGCCAACCCUGCAUUGGCACCUGUACUGCAAGAUUUUGAAGCAACGAUAGCUGAUAGAAGAAAUCUUGUCCUCAAAGAGAGCCAGAGAGCAAGUCAGGUCACUUUUCUCUGCAGUAAUAUCAUUCAUUUUGAAAGUUUACGAACGAGAACUGCAGAAGCCUUAAACCUAGAUGCUGCUUUAUUUGAACUGAUCAAGCGGUGUCAGCAGAUGUGUUCAUUUGCAUCACAGUUUAACAGUUCAGUCUCUGAGUUAGAGCUUCGUUUAUUACAGAGAGUGGAUACCAAUCUUGAACAUCCUAUUGGCAGUUCUGAGUGGCUUCUGUCAGCACACAAACAGUUGACCCAAGAUAUGUCUACUCAGAGGACAAUUCAGACAGAGAAAGAACAACAGAUAGAAACAGUCUGUGAAACAAUCCAGAAUCUGGUUGAUAAUAUAAAGACUGUGCUCACUGGUCAUAAUCGACAGCUAGGAGAUGUCAAACAUCUCCUGAAAGCAAUGGCUAAGGAUGAAGAAGCUGCUCUGGCAGAUGGUGAAGAUGUUCCCUAUGAGAACAGUGUUAGGCAGUUCUUGGGUGAAUAUAAAUCAUGGCAAGACAACAUUCAGACAGUUCUGUUUACAUUAGUCCAGGCUAUGGGUCAGGUUCGAAGUCAAGAACAUGUUGAAAUGCUCCAGGAAAUCACUCCUACCUUGAAAGAACUGAAAACACAAAGUCAGAGUAUCUAUAAUAAUUUAGUGAGUUUUGCAUCACCGUUAGUUACCGAUGCAACAAAUGAGUGUUCGAGUCCAACGUCGUCUGCUACCUAUCAGCCUUCCUUUGCUGCAGCAGUCCGGAGCAACACAGGCCAGAAGACUCAGCCUGAUGUCAUGUCACAGAAUGCUAAAAAGCUGAUUCAGAAAAAUCUUGCUACAUCGGCAGAUACUCCACCAAGCACCAUCCCAGGAACUGGCAAGAACGUUGCUUGUAGUCCUAAAAAGGCUGUCAGAGAUCCUAAAACUGGGAAAGCUGUGCAAGAGAGAAAUUCAUAUGCAGUGAGUGUGUGGAAGAGAGUGAAAGCCAAGUUAGAAGGCCGAGAUGUUGAUCCCAACAGGCGGAUGUCAGUUGCUGAACAGGUUGACUAUGUCAUUAAAGAAGCGACUAAUCUAGAUAACUUGGCUCAGCUCUAUGAAGGUUGGACAGCCUGGGUGUGAAUGGCAAGACAGUAGAUGAGUCUGGUUAAGUGAGGUCAGACAUCACCAGAAUCAACUCAGCCUCAGGCAUCCAAAGCCACACCACAGUCGGUGGUGAUGCAACUGGGGGCUUACUCUGAGGAAACCUAGGAAAUCUCGGUGCACUAGGAAGUGAAUCCUGCAGGACAGCUGCACUCAGGGAUACGCCCUACACCAUGGCCUGCAACCCCAGGGUCACGGGAAAAGAAAGCAAGCUCACCGCCUGAACACGGAGAUUGUCUUUCUGCCACAGAACAGCAGCAAACGUGUCAGGAGGUUAGCUGAGAAGGAAAUCGGGAUGCGCGGAACACAGAGUGAUUUGGAACUCCAUUCCACCUGACCCUGUGUGUACGAUCCAGGAAAAACAAAUCCCGCUCAGAAACAGAGAAAAAUGGGGCCGCGAAGAAAUCAUAGCCAAGGAAGAUAAGUUUGCAUUCAGAUGCUCGUAAAACACUUGUUGCUUGGCAACAGUACUGGUUGGGUUGACCAGUAAGUACAAAAAGGCUAUGUGAUACAAAUUUCAGAUACGGACUGAAAAUGGAGAGCUUUGUAACAGAUACACUACAUUGGAAGAACUUCUGUAAUGAAGGGAAAAAAAACACCCCAUCAGUCCCUGCUCCUCCCAGCCACUUCCCCUCUCCUAUUCACCUAAUCUAGUGGAUUAGCCAUCUUUCAGAUUCACUUUUAUUUCAAUCCUUGUAUUUUGUAUACUUCCAACUCAGUGCUGUUAACUUGUAUUUGGAGAGAGAAACAGGAAUUCCUCCAAAACUACUGAUAACAUGGGAAAUUCAAGGAUUGUUAAAAGGUGUGAGGAUCAUAUACAAAAUGUAAUUCUGAUUAUUUGAGUCAUUUCUGUGAUUCUAUCAUGUACAGUUUCCAGAAUUGUCACUGUGCAUUCAAAAGUAAUGAAUCUUAUAGACAUUUGAUUUAUGUACACUCCCCUUUUCUUAUAGUGUACAUUUUUUGGAGGUCAUCAAAUUUUCCCUCUUCUGUGAUUGCUGUAGUUUUUUUUUUUUCAUAGAAAGUAGCUAAUCCGAUGUAAUCUUUUACCUUUUAAAAAACCAGGAUAGAGUACCUAUUAGAGUUUUACAUUGUUGGCUACAGAUUAACAAUAAAGUGAUGUUCUGGUGGAGGUAGAGUGAAUUGUUUAAUUCAGUUUCCUUAUUUGAUACUUUUAAUUUACAGUUUGUAAAUUAAAAGUGCUUUAGUUUGCUUGGCCAUUUCAGAACAUGUACAUGAAACAUUAACAAAAGUAAAAACCACCAACAACUUUUAUUAAGUUAUUAGUCUGUGGAAUGCUUUAUUUUUGCAUAAUUUUAAUAGCUUGCUAUUCAGUGAUACAGUAUAAUGAAUUCAUGAUCAAGUUUCCUUAAAUUCAGUAUUGCAUUUCAGUACUGACUGAACUAAAUUGUUGAUCUAAAAUUAAAGUGCAGACUAGGAUUCUUAAAAUCACGCAUCAACACAAAAUAGGACAUGAUUUAAAUCUUUAAUUUUUUGAAUAUUUUCCUUGCAUUUUACAAGUUGUGACAGGGGUUGCUUUCUACUUGCCAGUCUUUACAGACAAAUUUGAAAGGUACUAAGGAAAAAUUCCACACAGCUCUCUGGUCCUUUUCUGUAUUGUGAUUGCCACAUUAAUUUGUAAUCUUUACCCAGGAGAAGAUAAAUUUCAGUACCAGUGCUUUAAACAAGUAUUGAUAGAAAGGUGGUAUUUUUUGAAUACCUGUGACUAAAAACAAGGAAACUAGCACAUCAAAUUUUAUUUUCUUGAUUGAUUCUGAGUCUUAUUUUCACAGUCAAAACAACUUUGCUGAAAUAAUACUGUAUUUAUUUUGCAUGCUGCUUUAUUUCCUAGAGACUUUAGGACCUCCUGCACUGAUUAACUGAUCAUCUCAGCUUUUUGAAAAUUAGUCUUUGCAGCAACAUUCUUGUCACCAGGAACCACUUAUCAUGAUGAUAAAACGAGUUCACAUUUGUCCCUAUAGAUAGUAUUUUGAAUUUUUUCUACUUGGGUAAAGAAAGUAAAAAAGAUAGUUGGAUUUUAUUGCAUUUGGGUUUCAGGCUUCAGAAGUACCUGGAACCUUACUCCAGCAAAACAAAAUUAAAAAAAAAAAAAAAAAAAAACUACGACAGCUUUAUUUCAUAAAACAUGUGCCUCUUAUAAGUAACUCAUCACUUUUAUUUUAAAACGGUCCUUCAAAGAACAGUAUGGCAUAUGUGAUAAUGUGUUAGGUUGUAGGAUAGAUCUGAGUACUUGAUAACUUCAAAGCUGGCUCUUCACUGACUCUGGACAAGUCCCUAGUCUGUAUAGUUUGGCUUCCUCUGUAAUGUCAUUCUGCAAGUAGCCUUGCCAGUUUAAAUUUCUGUAAGAAAUCUUCUAUAAGACAGGGCUAUAUUUUGGUGAUUAUCUUGUAAAAUAAAGUCAAGAGUGCUAUAGUUUUGAAGUCAUACCUUUUUUUUUUUAAAUGACAAAAUACCUGUGGAGAACCAGGGGUCCUCAGUCUCUGUCUCAUUUAUGGGGUACAGAAUAACCUACAAAGCACCUCUUCUAUUUAAAGUACCCUUGGAAAUUGAAGUUUAUCUUAAGUGUUUUGUUGUCUUUGCUAGGAUUGCCAGAUAUUUAGUUGGGUUUUCUGCAAUUCUGCGACAGCCUAGUAGUUUAUGGAGCUUUCUCUUUUACUGUUUCUUUGGUGUGUCUUAAAAUUUCUCUGUUUCUGGUCACGAGUUCAUAACAUAGAUUGUUGAGUGAUUAAGAUUCUUUUGUGUCUGACCCUUGUGAGUUGUUUUGAGAUACGUGGGAUUUCUGUGUGAGAGCUAAUAAUCAGGCUGUUAAUCUGCUUCCCUGACUUGCUUUCUUAGCGGCUUUACAUGCAAGGUUCAGAGUAAGGGUCUGUAACACAAGGAAAACUUCUAUCACUUCUGUCCUUAACAUUUACCUCUAUUAUCUAAGUUUAGUAAGUAGGUUUCUUAUUUUGCCCAGUGUUUGGUGUUACCUGCGUUAUAUUUUGUUUUUUAACUGUGGUUGUUCUGAUGUGUGAAAUUUAAGGAAAGAGCCAUUUUAAAAAUGCCAAGCAGGGCAAUGCAAGUACAGCCAAAUAUUAGAGUUUGAUGUGCAAUCUUAGGUCCUUUUUAAUAUGGGGUAUUAAUAGGCAGUACUUCAAAUCAAAAAGUCUUCCUGGCCUAUUUUCUUCUAUGUUUUGUAAUUAUUCUGGGGGCUUACUUGUUUGGCAGUACUAAAAUCAAAGGAGCUGGUUCUUCUUUUUUUCCAAAUUCUUUUCAUAUUAAUGAAAGCACCCACAGCUAGCCUGUUACUCCUAUUCUAUACAUCAAAUACCAAUAAAUGCAUUGCUGUGAGCACAUUUGAGCAUCUUUGUUUUAUGUAAAUUUAUGAGUAUGAAAAAAACCAGUGUUCCAUUUUAUAUCUUGUUGAGCUUAUAAAAUGACAGUUAUUUAGAAUUAGGACCCCUCACACACGUAAGUGCACACACACACACACACAAAUCACGAAGGUAGAAAUACUAAUGCAAGGGUUACCUCAAGGAGGUGGAUUUUGUUUUCAGUUAUUUGGGUUGUAUUAGAUUCCUCCUAUAGGGAAAUACUAGCAAAGUUUUCUAAAUGUUGGGAAGGGAAAAUUCAUUGUAUUAUGAAAACCUGAGGGUUGCUGCAUUUUUCCUGCUUCUUGACCUGGAUAGGAGUGUCAUUCUUACUUACAAAAAGGCAAACUGACUGAGAGAAGAUUUUGGAUUCAAGGGUUAGUUAUAAAGCAGUCACUUAGGGUCCCUUUCUUUCCAUGGGAAUUUGUUUGGGCUUACUAAGGAAAAAAAAACAAAACAAAACAAAAAAAAAACCGUUGCACUGAUAUAAAAACUCUUAGCUCGAUUUUUAAAGAUGGCAAACAAUUGCAUGUUGUUCUGAAAUGCAGACUUUAGAAUGUUUUUUCUUUCAAAACAGGCUAAUUAAAUAUAGUGUUUCCUAGUGUUUUUCUUUUCCUGAUAGUCAAAAUUUCAGCUCCUCUUUAAAGUUAUUAUGUCAUUUACUUUUCUGGCUUAAAUUUCUCUUACAUUUCCACCUGUGAUGUCAGUGGCAAUGACAUACAUAAGUCACAUGUUAAUUUAGUUUUUACCCUUAUUAUAAGAGCAAGUUGAGUUAAACUGAAUCUUCCUUGUCCUAGUAACAUUGUAUAAAUAGUGGAUUCUCUGUACAAAAGGUUGUAAUGACUCCUGAUGGAUAUAAUUUUGUGAUUGUAUUUAAAAGUUGAAUAAAUCACACCAGCUUCCUGAAAAUGUUCAUAAUGCAUCUUUUGGAAAUCAAAAAUACAUGACUACUUUCUCAUAUUUGCAUUAACAUGGCGAAGAUUGUAUGGAAUACCUGUUUUUCAAAAAAAAUAAAGGUUCAGUCUUAAAAGAGAUAGCA
Molecule: messenger RNA, 15553 nt
Organism: Cavia porcellus (domestic guinea pig)
Lineage: Eukaryota; Metazoa; Chordata; Mammalia; Rodentia; Caviidae
Gene: Smg1
Product: SMG1 nonsense mediated mRNA decay associated PI3K related kinase
Exons: 64
Coding region: 221-11125 (3634 amino acids)
Biological process (GO): nuclear-transcribed mRNA catabolic process, nonsense-mediated decay; protein phosphorylation
Cellular component (GO): nucleus
Molecular function (GO): protein serine/threonine kinase activity; protein binding
Source: RefSeq, a predicted model, not a curated record